UUUUCCUGUGCCUGUCUAUUCUAUGUAUGUAUUAAAAUUGUCGCUGCAGUCGCUAUUGCCUGCCACGUAAUGUUGUGUGUCGUUUGUGAAUUUCUUUUAACAGAUAUAUAAUUAUUCUCUGAUUUUUUUUUUAUCACAAUUUCACGCAGUGCAAUGAGUGAAUUUUCCAAUAUUGAAAUAUAACCCCAAAUUUUGGAAAAACGGAUACAAAAAGUUUCAGUUAUCUGUCAAGACGAGGCUGUAAAAUGUCACAAUUGAGCAAUAAUUCUUAUCCAAAGAAUUCUGAAUCGGAUUCUGUUUUAAAAAGUGGACCAUCACCUGUCAAUGGCAUACAAAAUAAUGUUCAAUAUUCGCAGAAUGGCAUUCAAUCUCCUCAUUUAGCGGGCACACCGUCGUCACAAUCGUCACGUGAGACGUCGAGGGAUCCAUCGCCAACGCAAUAUUUACGGGGCGCGGGUCAUCAAUCGCAAUAUCGACCCGAAUGGAAACCGCAAAUGCCACCAAUAAACGGACGUGAAAUUCAAAAUUUCCCUCAACAAAAACCAAAUGAAAUUCAUGAGUCGUCAACAACAUCAUCAACAACAACAACAACAACGAUGACGACGACGACAACAGCGACGACAGCAAAAUUUCCCCCACAACAAAAUUUAUCCUCAACGUUGUCAUCGUCGUCGUCGUCGUCAUUAUCAGCGGGAACAAUUUUUAAAUCUCCAUCAACAUCGUCAUCACCAAAUACAACGAAUUUCACGGAAAAUAAACAAAAAAUCGAACCACCAUCGUCGCUAUUCAAUGAUCUCAGGCUCAAUGAAAAUCCAUUGAAUAAAUCGUCAAAUUCAGUUAUGGAUCAAGUUCAGAGCGCAAUUCGAAAUCAGUCGCCGCAAAAUCCAAUUCUAACUCAGUUGGUGCAAAAUUCGAUUGUUUCGAGUCAGGGGCAAAAUAAUCCAUUGGCUGCGAAUUUAAUUCGGCCUCAGUUGGUGCAAAAUUCGAUUGUUUCGAGUCCAAUUGCGAAUCAAGGGCAAAAUCCAAUUGUUUCCAAUCAGGGACAAAAUCCAAUUAAUGCGAAUCCAAUUCGAUCUCAAUUGGUACAAAAUUCAAUUGUUUCGAGUCAAGGACAAAAUCCAUUGGCUACGAAUCAAGUCACGCAAAAUCCAAUUGUUGCGAAUCAAGUGCAAAAUCCAAUUGUUUCGAGUCAGGGACAAAAUCCAUUCGCUGCGAAUCAAGGACAAAUUCCAAUUGUUCAGAAUCAAGGACAAAAUCCAAUUGUUGCAAAUCAAGGACAAAAUUUAAUUCGAAAUCAAGUCACGCAAAAUCCAAUUGUUGCGAGUCAAGGUCAAAAUCCAAUUCGAAAUCAGGUCACGCAAAAUCCAAUUGUCUCGAAUCAAGGACAAAAUCCAUUUGCUGCGAAUCAAGGACAAAUUCCAAUUGUUGCGAAUCAAGGACAAAAUCCAAUUGUUCCGAGUCAAGGGCAAAAUCCAAUUGCCACGAAUCAAGGACAAAAUCAAAUGAAUUCACAAAAUUGGAAUCAAACGCCACACACAUUAAAUACAAUAAAUUAUCAUCAAAAUUUACCGCCGCAAAAAUCUCCAAAUCAAACGCAAAAUAUUCCACUCACGAAUUUACAACAAUCAACAUUACCAAAAAUAUUUAAUAGUCCAAAUUUAACGAAUCCAAAUCCAAAUUAUAAAUUAAUGAAUAAUGAUAAUAAUCAACGGAGUUUAUCGACGAAUAUUACAGCAAAUGUACCAACGGCAACAAAUCAACUAAAUCAACAACAACAAUUUCAAGGGAAGAAUUUGACUGGAUUUAAUCAGUACGAUCAGAGGAAUAAUGAAAAAACGGGGACAAAUUUUGGGGGGAAUCAAAGUGGAGAAAAUAGGCAACAGGGGGGAAAUUAUCAGCAGCAGCAGCAACAAAUGAUUUCGGGAAGAUAUCCGAGUGGAGUUGGUAGUCAGUAUGGAAUAUUACCGCCUGGGCAGAAUGUACAGAGAAUGCCGGGGAAUUUGCAGAAUAUUCCAAUGGGGCAGAAUUUUUAUGGUGGGAGUGGGAAUGUACAGCAGCAGCAGCAACAACAGCAGAAUUUGAGUUCGAUGCCAACGGGGAAUUUCUAUCCGGGGCAGACGAAUUUAAGUACUAGUCAAAUUAAUAGUAAUCUGCCGACGAAUUAUUCGGGGGCGAAUCAAUUGACUAAUGCGAGUUUAUCGGGACCGAUGUUGACUGGACAGAAUGCGGGGGUUGGUGGUUUACAGGGGACGAGGAUGCCGUUUCAGGGAAUGCCAGCGACGCAGCAGCCAAAUCUCCAAGAUACGAGACCACAAUAUCCAAGGCCAAUGUCGAAUGUCCCUCUAGAUAAUAUGGCGAAAAGAUAUCCGACCGCUUAUCCAGAUCAACUCAAUCAACACAAUAGUCAAAUUAGUGGAUAUGGCGUCACUCAAGCCGGCUUUAAUAAACUAUGGGGAAAUGAAACAGUUGAUCUUCUUCAAUGUAGAAAUAUUUUACCAACGGAUAAAGUCGAACCGCCUAAAAUAAAGUUACAUCAAGAAUUUUUAGAUCAAAUUAACUGCAGUCCAGAUAUUUUCCGAUGUACGCUGACAAAAAUUCCGGAAUCAAAUUCCCUUUUACAAAAAUCAAGAUUGCCAUUGGGUGUUUUGAUUCAUCCCUUCAAAGAUUUAUACCAUUUAGCAGUGAUACAAUGCAGUACAAUUGUUCGUUGUCGAGCGUGUCGAACUUAUAUCAAUCCUUUUGUCUAUUUUGUCGAUUCGAAGAGAUGGAAAUGUAAUUUAUGUUACCGCGUUAAUGAACUUCCAGACGAAUUUCAAUUUGAUCCAGCGACAAAAUCUUACGGUGAUCCAUCUCGUAGACCGGAAGUGAAAACAAGCACAAUUGAAUUUAUCGCACCCAGUGAAUAUAUGCUCCGUCCACCGCAACCGGCGGUUUAUCUGUUCGUCUUGGAUGUCUCGAGACUCGCUGUCGAAAGUGGUUAUUUAAGUGUUGUUUGCAAAACAAUUGAGGAAGAAAUUUCGAAAAUGCCUGGCGAUGGGAGAAUGCAAAUUGGAUUUAUUGCAAUUGAUUCGGCAAUUCAUUUCUUCAGCUUAGCGGACGGCGUUUCGCAGCCCCAUGAAAUGAUAAUGCUCGAUGUCGAAGAUGUAUUUUUACCCUGUCCGGAGAAUUUGAUAGUUAAUUUGAAAGAAAGAGGUGCUCUGGUCGAUAUGCUUUUAAAGCAACUGCCCUCGAAAUUUGAGGGAACACACGACACACAAUGUGCUCUAGGCGCUGCACUACAAGCCGCUUAUAAACUCAUGGCACCGACUGGAGGUCGAGUUACCGUUUUUCAAACUUGCCUUCCAAAUAUCGGUCCAGGCGCUCUUCAACCGCGAGAAGAUCCGAGCACUCGCACCAAUAAGGACGUUCCAAAUUUAAAUCCCGUCACCGAUUUUUACAAACGUCUUGCUCUCGAUUGCAGCAGUCAACAAAUUGCUAUUGAUCUGUUUCUUCUGAAUUCGCAGUACAGUGAUUUAGCGACACUUUCCGGUAUGUGUAAAUUUUCUGGCGGUUGUAUAUAUCACAUUCCAUUGUUCCGAAUAUCGAAAUCGUCGAGUGCCGAGACGCUCGAUCGCACAUUACGUCGUUAUUUGACGAGGAAAAUUGGAUUCGAAGCCGUGAUGAGAAUUCGUUGCUCACGUGGAUUAAGUAUUCAUUCGUUUCAUGGUAAUUUCUUCGUUAGAUCCACUGACUUAUUGAGUCUGCCAAAUGUCAAUCCGGACGCUGGAUUUGGAAUGCAAGUUUCAAUCGAUGAAACUUUAUCCGACGUGCAGAAUAUUUCUUUCCAAGCCGCCUUACUCUACACAUCAAGCAAAGGAGAGAGGAGAAUAAGAGUUCACACGCUCUGUUUGCCAGUGACGAAUAGCCUGCAGGAUAUUUUGCAUUCGGCCGACUCGCAAUGUAUAAUAGGUCUCUUAUCGAAAAUGGCCGUCGACAGAUCGUUGCAGUCGUCGUUGUCGGACGCGAGAGACGCGCUAAUUAAUGCUGCCGUUGAUAUGCUCUCAUCAUACAAAGUAUCGCAAUCGUCGACCAUUGCAGGUCUUCUUGCACCUGAAAAUCUCAAAUUAUUACCUCUUUAUAUUAUUGCCUUACUAAAAUGCGUGGCGUUCAGAUCGGGAAUGAAUACGCGUGUCGACGAUAGAAUUUUCGCCAUGUGCCAAUUAAAAACACUACCUCUCUCGCAAUUAAUUCAAACGAUAUAUCCCGAUCUUUAUGCAGUGCAUUCGUUAAACGAUAAGCAACACGUGAAGGAUAUUGAGGGUCGUAUUUGUCCACAGCCGGAAAGAAUGCAUUUGUCCGCGGAGAAACUCGAUUCACGAGGUGUUUUCCUAUUGGAUACGGGCGAUAAAAUUCUCAUCUACGUUGGCAAAAAUUGCAGUCCAACAAUUUAUUCCAAUUACUUUGGAGUUCCUGAUUUUACUUCAUUACCCGAAGAAAUGUAUGAAUUGCCUGAAUUCUCGAAUCCGGACUCCGAAAAACUCUGCAAUUUCGUAUUUAGUCUACAAGAAGAAAAACCAUAUUAUGUGUCUCUUCAAAUAAUCAGGGAAGACAGUCACUUUAGGACACAAUUCACUGAAAGAUUAGUUGAAGAUCGUUUCGAAUCGGCUCUGAGUUAUUACGAAUUUUUGCAGCAUUUAAAGCCGCAAAUAAAGUGAAGACUGUAAAUUUUAAAAAACAAAAACAAAAAAAGAAAAUAAUAAUAGUAAUAACAAAGAGACAAUUAUGUGAAAACGAAAAA
Leptopilina heterotoma is the source of this 4777-nucleotide messenger RNA. RefSeq names its product protein transport protein Sec24A (gene Sec24AB). The record is from RefSeq and is a predicted model, not a curated record. Gene Ontology annotation, biological process: COPII-coated vesicle cargo loading; intracellular protein transport; endoplasmic reticulum to Golgi vesicle-mediated transport. Gene Ontology annotation, molecular function: zinc ion binding; SNARE binding. Bases 246 to 4694 code for a protein of 1482 amino acids. The transcript is spliced from 16 exons. Gene Ontology annotation, cellular component: endoplasmic reticulum exit site; COPII vesicle coat. Lineage: Eukaryota; Metazoa; Arthropoda; Insecta; Hymenoptera; Figitidae.